UACAGUAGCAUGAAUCCACCGACAUGCGCAGUUAACAGCAGUCGGACAGCAGUGGGAAAGGAAUGAUGGCGUCUUCCGCAGCUCGGUGUACAGCACGCUGGAUAUCAGUGGCCGUCUCCUCAGGGCACCGGCGGGCCUGCUCCACACUUGUUUCGGCCCACACCGGCGGAACCCGUGCUGUCUCAAAAUGGGCAGCCCAGUCGAUCGGACCUCGGGGCAGUGUGUUAAGCGGCGGAUCCGGGAGUGCCUUGACAUUGAGAGGACUGUCAGGUGUGAAGCCCCCCCAUGUCAUCUGCAGACUCUCAUUCCACACUAGCGCCCCAGCGUCCAGCAAGCAGGACUUCUACCAGGUGCUGGGCGUCCCUCGCACCGCCACCCAGAAGGAAAUCAAGAAGGCAUAUUACCAGAUGGCCAAGAAGUACCACCCUGACACAAACAAAGAUGAUCCCCAGGCUAAAGAGAAGUUCGCUCAGCUGGCGGAGGCUUAUGAGGUGCUGAGCGACGAGUUGAAGAGGAAGCAGUACGACACGUACGGCUCGGCCGGGUUUGACCCGGGCCAGGCCGGCGCCGGACAGCAGCAGUACUGGAGAGGAGGGGCCAGCGUGGACCCGGAGGAGCUCUUCCGGAAGAUCUUCGGCGAGUUCUCCGGGAAGCAGGGAUUCGGAGACUUCAACUCCAUGUUCAGCCAGCCCCAGGAGUACGUGAUGGAGCUGACCUUCACGCAAGCGGCGAAGGGCGUGAAUAAGGAGAUAACGGUCAACAUCGACGACUCCUGUCAGCGCUGCGACGGCAAGGGCAGCGAGCCCGGGACGAAAGUGCAGCACUGCCACUACUGCAACGGCACUGGCAUGGAAACCAUAAACACCGGGCCCUUCGUGAUGCGUUCCACCUGUCGCCGCUGCGGCGGGCGGGGCUCCGUCAUGACCACGCCCUGCGUAAUGUGCCGCGGGACGGGGCAGACCAAGCAGAGGAGGACCGUCAUGGUCCCGGUGCCCGCAGGUGUGGAGGAUGGCCAGACAGUCCGGAUGCCCGUGGGAAAGAAAGAGAUCUUCAUCACGUUUCGGGUCCAGAGGAGCCCGGUGUUCAGGCGGGACGGGCCGGACAUCCACUCAGACGUUCUGAUCUCCGUGGCCCAGGCCAUCCUGGGGGGUUCUGCGAGGGCCCAGGGCCUGUAUGAGACCAUCAACAUCUCGAUCCCAGCUGGGAUCCAGACCGACCAGCGGAUCCGUCUCUCGGGGAAAGGCAUCGCCCGGAUGAACACCUACGGAUACGGAGACCACUACGUCCACAUCAAGAUCCGCAUCCCCAAGACGCUGACAGACAGGCAGAGGGCUCUCAUCAUGAGCUACGCUGAGGACGAGGUGGAGGUGGACGGCACGGUCAACGGUGUGACCGCCACGACUGCGGGUGGGGGCAGCAGAGAUCAGCAGGCAGAGGGAGAGGCAGGGAAGAGCGAGGAGGGCGGAUUCUUCUCCAAAUUAAAGAAAAUGUUUAGCUGACAGCCACAAGUCAGGUAAAAGGUCCACUGGGAGCUAAGGAGAGACCGUGGGGGUGGGGGGUUGGAGAGAACAGCCAGGAGAGAAUCCGCUGGCUCGUGAGAGGACCCGAACCCAAACCUGAACCUGGACAGUCCCGGAACUGACGGCACGUCACCCGUGCCCCGAGGAACGAAGGCAUCCAACACAACUCAUCACAAACGGAACACCAAACAGCCAAGUCACCCGGUUCACUAACGCCCGACACCGCGGCGCGGCUAGCUCACACUGUACAACAGCAGCCCCACUCUACCCAGUUGGACUCCUCACUUACCAUGUUCAUGUCUGUAAGUCUACCCGCCCAGGGAAGGGUACGUUUGUUUGAAACGGUGCCACUUGUAAAGCAAAAGAAAGCCGCAUAUUCUGCCUGGAGAUGUUCUUGGAAUUAGUCACUUUACGUCAUUUUCUGUGGAAAAUGUUUGAAUGUGUGCAGAAUGAUUCUCGUUUCCUUGGCUCCAGCUGCUUUGAGUGCAUCUUCAGUUCACUAGAAAAGCUUUACAGCUGAGAGUGUUCUGACCUCUAAGUUGCCUCAAAGGUAAAGGUUUAAAGGGACAGUUCUCUCUUUCUGGGGGCUGCCAUGGAGUUACUGUGCAUUUUUUGUUGUUUCUUUAAACCGCAAACAUCAAAAUGCUGUACACUUCCCCUUGUACAACGAGUUGGUUGCCAGAAACAUCAUCGUUUACAGUCUGGGUCAAUCGAAAACUCAAAGAGAACUGUCCCUUUAAGCCGUGGGGUCCACUGUGUUGAAAGGCACACAGAGAGAAACAGAACCCUGAGAGUUAAGUUUGGUUGGCAGCACGGAGCAUUGCUAAAAACCGACCCAUCUGGUGUGGCUGACUCUGGUUUAAGGACUGUUGUUUCUUUCACUCGUGGACAGAUGAUCCAUGAUAGUCCUAAUCCCAAACAUUCACUGUCAAAUAUUUACGCUGUUCGUCAGGGCAAAUGUAUUUACCCAUGCAAUUCCUUAUCAACCAGAACCAUUUACAUAUUUCCAGCUCCAGGUAUAUAGGCAUAUUUCCAACUCGAUAAAACUCGACAACGUAGUGUCAGAAAAAUCAGCGUCCAGGACUGCAGUUUGCAAGGGUUUUAUUUUUCAAUUUGUCUAACCAGUUUUUUUUUUACAGUAUUUAUUUUAUUUUAAGUAUGGAGCUGGACCGUGAAGGUUCUAGCAGUUACCCAAGCAGGUGAAGGCGUCUCUGCGUUUGGGCUUCUUCGUAACUGAACCGUCCAUGUCGGCUGAUGCACUACGCUGCAGUUGCCAUGGCAGAAGUGACAUGCCAUCCAGAUGCUGAACAGUGAUAAACUGAUAUUUCUGAGCAGUGUUGUAGCAUAAAACAAACAGCAAGUGCAUGGCUGCUGUUGUCAUCACCCCCCCACCUCCCCCACACAAACUUUUACACGAAGUGAGUCGAGUCAAAAAGAAUCCCAUUCAAUAAUCUCUAGCUCUGUACAUAGAUUCAGUUGUUGGUAUGGAAGAUGUACUUAUGUCACAUAGUUGGAACAGACAAAGUUGGACAAUAAAUCUAUAUGAAUACAAACAUGAAA
Messenger RNA from Conger conger (European conger), 3080 nucleotides. It is a transcript of the gene dnaja3a, whose product is annotated as DnaJ heat shock protein family (Hsp40) member A3a. Gene Ontology annotation, cellular component: mitochondrion. The record is from RefSeq and is a predicted model, not a curated record. Gene Ontology annotation, molecular function: protein kinase binding; heat shock protein binding; ATP binding. Gene Ontology annotation, biological process: negative regulation of apoptotic process; mitochondrion organization; response to heat. The coding region runs from base 63 to 1499 and encodes 478 amino acids. NCBI's taxonomy places the organism in Eukaryota, Metazoa, Chordata, Actinopteri, Anguilliformes, Congridae. The transcript is spliced from 12 exons.